Aureococcus anophagefferens is the source of this 612-nucleotide messenger RNA. Its product is annotated as expressed protein. NCBI's taxonomy places the organism in Eukaryota, Pelagophyceae, Pelagomonadales, Pelagomonadaceae. The transcript has a single exon. The record is from RefSeq and is a predicted model, not a curated record. The coding region runs from base 1 to 612 and encodes 203 amino acids. Gene Ontology annotation, cellular component: membrane.
AUGGGCAUCGGCGACGCGUUCCGCGCCGCGGGCUUGAGCUUCGCCGAUUGCGGCUUCCUCAAGCUCAACGCGUUCUUCCCGGUCAUGCUGGGCCUGGCGCACGCAAGCGUCGCCGGCUUCUGCAAGGGCGACGUCGGCGCCGCGGCCGUCGCGGCGAUGCCCGUGCCCGCCGCCAAGGUGCCGUUCCUCGUCGCGGCGAUCAUGCCGCUCCUGGCCGUGGUCAUCGCCAUCGUCGCGCUCGAGGCGCUCUCGGCCGUCGCGCCGAACGGCUACGAGAGCCAGCGCAGCCGCUCGCAGAAGGCGCCCGGCGCCAUCGUCGCCGCGGGCAACCCGGCCUGGAUCGAGCGCGUCCAGGCGGCGCAGUACAACACCUGGGAGGCGACGAUCGGCAUGCUCGCGGCGUGGUUCGUCGCCAAGGAGUGCGGCCUCGCGGAGGACCUCUUCGCGAAGCUCGCGACGCUCUUCCUCGGCAUCCGCGUCGCCUACCCCGUCGUCUACGCGCUCGACCUCGACCUGCUCCGCACGCAACUCUGGCUCACGGGCCUCUACGCGACGGCCAUGAUCGCCUUCGCCGCACUCUUCCCGGACACGGUCGCGCCCCUGCUCGCCUAG